Messenger RNA from Microdochium trichocladiopsis, 1833 nucleotides. RefSeq lists its product as uncharacterized. The record is from RefSeq and is a predicted model, not a curated record. The coding region runs from base 1 to 1677 and encodes 558 amino acids. NCBI's taxonomy places the organism in Eukaryota, Fungi, Ascomycota, Sordariomycetes, Xylariales, Microdochiaceae. The transcript has a single exon.
AUGAGUCACCGAUACAGAGAUGAAAGGCAAGACACCGCUAUUUCCUGCUGUCUCGUUGGCAUCUUGUCCGGUGGCCCUGGCAGGGCUGCUGUUGACAAGAUUGUACAUAUGGUGCCUCACAUGUCGCCGUCAAAGUCCCCAGAAACCGCCAGCUAUGCCAAGACCAAGUCCACGAUAAUGCAGACCGGAGAGUUUGCCUCGGUCUUUGACCAAAUCGCACCACGCUGCUAUGUCAGCGUGGCCCAAUAUUUCCGCACAUCAGCCGACCAGCACACAAGACGUAUCACAGCACACCUGCAGCAGGCUGUGCAGAAUCUCAUAACCGUCCAGCCCUGCCUUGGUGGCGUCCUGUCUGAGGAUGACACGGCUUUUAUCCGCUUCCACCCGCGGCCUGUGCCAGAGCUCAACGAUAUCGAGAUACGGGAGAUUGACUGCCGGCAAGUCUCAUUCGCCGACCUGGAGAAGAAGCACUACGGCCCGAGCUACUGCUGCAACCCCGAGUUCGCGGUACCCCCUCCCAACAGCGAAUUCAUCCCCGUCUUCCGGGCUGCCAUCUGUUGGUACCAGGACGGUUUCGCCGUUCUGACAUUCCUCCAUCACACUGUCGCCGACGGACUCUCGUGCCAAUAUCUGAUUGAGGCACUGGCGGCCGUCACCUGGGAUGAAAUCAAGUUGCCACGGCACCGCCAGCUCCGCUUCGGUGAGCCCAGCUGGAAGAGCAUGGCCCGCCGUGGCUCGAUUGCACCUUCGACCAGUAGCAGUGCUCCCGCGUCGACUUCAUCAAGGCAGCAUGGGCAGCAUGAGGCUGUCCAGUUCGACCAACACUGCGCGUACGCGGCCAAGGGCUGCGAGUCUGGGCCACUUGCUCACCGAGGCACCACGACGCCCCCUGGACCCCUGACACAGCUUCUCGUCCAAGUCUCGACCCCCGGCACGGACGACGCCUCGUGCACUCGUUUCUGCAAGAGAGCCGCACAGGCCUGGAUCCUUACCAUGACCUCUCGAGACCGGGCCAGCCGCUUCAAGCGCCGCCAUGAGAUAACCACGGGCAUCGAGGCCGACGUUGAAGAUGAGCCGCUCGCAGACCUACUCUUCGCGGUCGGGCUGAAUCGUGCCGAUGAUGAGCUUGGCAGCCGCGCUGUCUACAGCAAGGUCUCGUACCCUGUUUUACGCCUCAUCAGGGCUCUCGAUGACCCGGCCGAGCUCCGCAAGCUCGAGAUCCACAUCAGCAAGGCCGUCGAGACUGCGCGCCUGCCUCAGUUCCGCCGAGCCUACGAGGAGACUUUUGAGAACUACUUUCGCGAAGGCGGUGACCCCUCGCGGAUUCAGGUCAGCGCCGACCAGGCCGACCCGUACGUCUUCAUCUUCAACACCUGGCGCUUCAUGGGCAAGACUGGGGACCGGGUCACCCCGAUCCGCUGGAAGUUCCCGUGCUUCUCCUCACCCAAGGCCCCUGACUGCAUCCGCAAGGUCGCGUCCGGCUAUGGCGGCGCUUCAUACGGUCUCGUCCAGCCCUCGACGCGCGUAUGCCGCGACGGCAAGCGCAGCCCGGACGAGAUUCUGAUCACCCUCAAGAGCGGUGACGCCCGCGAGUUCACUGCGCUCGUUGACGAGCAGAAGCACGCGGGCAUCACUUCAUGUUGGGAGGUCCUCGACAUGAUUGAGCAAACUGCUUGACCUUUUCGGUUGGAUCUCCGGCUCAUUUAAAGCAUCUCGAUACAAUGCCUGUAGGAAGUGCAAUUGUUGCCCUGAGUUAUGCCUUAGGAAAAGCACCUGAUUCUCUUUUUCAUGACGCAGAAAGAAAUAGACAUUAGAUACAGUUAGACGACACGG